AUGGCCCCGCCCUCUUUUCGAACUCCGCGCUGUGAUUGGCCGUUUCGAACAACACUUCCUCCUGAAAGAUUGAAUGUUCCAGGCACGCGGAUUGCAAACGUUCUCCCGAAGAUGCCCAGCAGCACUCUGUCACCCUGCGCCCCACAGCUCUGUCACCCUCGCCCCACAGCUCUGUCACCCUCGCCCCACAGCUCUGUCACCCUGCGCCCCACAGCUCUGUCACCCUGCGCCCCACAGCUCUGUCACCCUGCGCCCCACAGCUCUGUCACCCUGCGCCCCACAGCUCUGUCACCCUCGCCCCACAGCUCUGUCACCCUCGCCCCACAGCUCUGUCACCCUCGCCCCACAGCUCUGUCACCCUCGCCCCACAGCUCUGUCACCCUGCGCCCCACAGCUCUGUCACCCUGCGCCCCACAGCUCUGUCACCCUGCGCCCCACAGCUCUGUCACCCUGCCCCACAGCUCUGUCACCCUCGCCCCACAGCUCUGUCACCCUCGCCCCACAGCUCUGUCACCCUCGCCCCACAGCUCUGUCACCCUGCGCCCCACAGCUCUGUCCCACAGCUCUGUCACCCUGCGCCCCACAGCUCUGUCCCACAGCUCUGUCACCCUGCGCCCCACAGCUCUGUCCCACAGCUCUGUCACCCUGCCCCACAGCCCUGCUACACACAGUCUCACCAACAACCCUAUUACCCUUAAACCAUCUACACUAUCUCUGUGGGAUUUGUUCCUGGAACAGAGAAGCAGGAAGAACAAUAACCCCAACCCUGAUGAUCCUCAUGAUCCUGAACUUUGA
Silurus meridionalis is the source of this 795-nucleotide messenger RNA. RefSeq names its product mucin-7-like. The coding region runs from base 1 to 795 and encodes 264 amino acids. Lineage: Eukaryota; Metazoa; Chordata; Actinopteri; Siluriformes; Siluridae. The record is from RefSeq and is a predicted model, not a curated record. The transcript has 3 exons.